Messenger RNA from Rhododendron vialii, 1945 nucleotides. Its product is annotated as cysteine proteinase RD21A-like. The record is from RefSeq and is a predicted model, not a curated record. Gene Ontology annotation, cellular component: lysosome. Bases 235 to 1626 code for a protein of 463 amino acids. Lineage: Eukaryota; Viridiplantae; Streptophyta; Magnoliopsida; Ericales; Ericaceae. The transcript has 5 exons. Gene Ontology annotation, molecular function: cysteine-type endopeptidase activity.
CAAACCUCCUGUUUCCUCGGGGCUAAGCUUCUCUCUCCAUUCCAUUGGACCAAUCCCAUUCCUUUUCAACCUUCAGUCCCCCCUUAUUCCUUUCCUUCACCCAUCAAAACUCCUCCCCUAUCUAUAUACUAUAUAUAUUCCCCCGCCCUUUUCGGACUCCUCCUCUUCCCCCUAUAUAUCCUCCUCCUCCUCCCCAUCAUCAUCAUCAAACCAAACCAGAAAAAACACACAACAAUGGCGACCUCCAAAUCUUCCCCCAUGGCCUUCCUCCUCUUCCUCCUCUUCGCUUCCGCAUCCGCCCUCGACAUGUCCAUAGUCAACUACGACAAAACCCACGUCUUCGACCGUCCCAACGCGCGGACGGAGGCCGAGGUCGAGGCGGUGUACGAGAGGUGGCUGGCCAGGCACGGGAAGGCGUACAACGGGGUGGGCGAGAAGGAGAGGCGGUUCGAGAUAUUCAAGGACAACAUGAGGUUCGUCGAGGCGGAGAAUGCCGCGGCCCGGAGUUAUAAGGUGGGGCUGAACCGGUUUGCGGACCUGACCAACGAGGAGUUCCGAUCGAGGUUUUUGGGCGGGAAGGCGGAGAUGAAGGGGAGGGCCGGGAUGGCGGAGAGCUAUAGGUACAAGUUUAGGGUUGGGGAUGAGGUGGCGGAGGCGGUGGAUUGGAGGGGGGAAGGGGCUGUUGCUUCCGUCAAGGAUCAAGGACAAUGCGGGAGUUGCUGGGCGUUUUCAACAAUUGGUGCUGUGGAAGGGAUAAACCAGAUUGUCACAGGACAGUUAGUGUCUUUAUCAGAGCAGGAGUUGGUGGAUUGUGACAAAGCUUACAAUCAGGGUUGCAAUGGAGGUCUCAUGGACUAUGGCUUUCAGUUCAUCAUUGACAAUGGUGGCAUUGAUACUGAGGAAGAUUAUCCUUACCGAGCUGUUGAUGGCACAUGCGACCAGAACCGGAAAAAUGCACGAGUUGUUACCAUUGAUGGAUAUGAAGAUGUUCCAGAAAAUGAUGAGAAGUCGUUGCAGAAGGCUGUGGCCCAUCAACCAGUUAGUGUUGCCAUUGAAGCUGGGGGCAGGGCUUUCCAACUUUAUGAAUCGGGUGUAUUCACUGGACAAUGUGGAACCAACCUCGACCACGGUGUUGUUGCCGUUGGAUACGGUACAGAAAACGGCGUAGAUUACUGGGUAGUGAGGAACUCAUGGGGACCAACAUGGGGAGAGAGCGGGUACAUCAGGUUAGAGCGCAAUGUCAACACCUCUAGUGGCAAGUGUGGGAUUGCACAAAUGGCUUCGUACCCUAUCAAGUCUGGUUCAAACCCACCUAACCCCGGUCCAUCCCCUCCAACCCCUGUAAAACCCCAAGCAGUUUGUGAUGAAUACUACAGUUGCCCCGAGGGAACCACAUGCUGUUGUGUCUUCCAGUAUGGUGACUACUGCUUUGGCUGGGGAUGCUGCCCCCUUCCCUCUGCUACCUGCUGCGAUGACCACUCUAGCUGCUGCCCACCCGAUUAUCCUGUAUGCGACCUAAAUGCUGGAACCUGCCUAAUGAGCAAGGACAAUCCAGUGGGAGUGAAAGCGUUGAGGCGGGGUCCUGCCAUACGAACCCGGGGUAACAGACAAGUUGACAGUUAUUGAGUAUCCGCAGUUCACCCUGGGGUUUGCAGAGAGGGAGAAAAAAGCAAGGGUUUUCUUUGAAGAAGUGGUUCUUGUUGUGGGGAAAAAUGCUUUGUUUUGUCAAGACAUCGGUUGAUUGCAGUGCACACCCCUCUCCCCAUCCUAUUUCUUUAACUUUUUUCCCCAAGUUAGAGCCUUCUGUAGAUAACUUCAUUUUUCCUAAGUUACUUUUUUGAAUUUUCUCAAACAGAAGAACAGGAAGAGGAAAAAUGUGGUUUGUGUACAAACGAUUAUAUCUGUGAAUUAUGAGAAAGGAAGAACCAUUUGUUAUUGCAGAGUA